AUGCUGAAGAAGAAAAUUAGUUCAGGGGCUUUUCCUGGUAAGCGCAAGUCAAUGCCUUCAGUUGGUAUGAGAAGAAGCACAAGGGUGUUUGGGGCACGUGUUUUGCGGUCAGGCAGGAGGCUAUGGACCAAACCUCAGGAAGACAGUAAUAAGGUCCGGGUAUAUCAUGGGGAUGAUCAGUGGGCCGAGCUUUUAGAAGAUUCUGCUGAUGUAGUAGAAGGUGCUGAUGAUGUCUGCAAGGAAGCAAAACAGGAAAAUAAAAACAGUGAGGGAGAUAUGGAAAUGGAGGAAAUUCCACCUGAAUAUGGUGAUGUGGAGGUGAAAACUGCAGACAGGAUGUAUGGGAUUAUGUACAGAAGAAAGAGAAAAAGGGCGGAGUUUGAUCCGAACGAGGAUAGAAGAUAUGGGAAGAAGUUUUUCAGGAAGCAAUGGAGAAAAAGAAGUAAAGUUGCAGUGUCUGAAACUCGUGGGGUUGACCAGAGUUCAGUUAUCGGGCUUCGUGAACUUGCUAUUACUGUGAAUGGGCCAGCUUGGAGGUAUAGUUUUUGGAUCACUUGCUUCCUUGCUACAGUUCUCAGUUACAUGCUGGGGGUCAGAAUUGGAGUUAGACGAUUUUCUGCAUUUCUUCUGUACAAACCUAUAUUCGAUGCUUAUACGUCAAGUGGAGUGCUUUUCCUCCAGGAGCUUUACAAGGAGUGCUACGAAAGGAACCUGCUUUCACAUGUAGCCAGUGUAAUUCAUGUUCCCACAGUGCAGGAAGUCUUAGACACUAAUAAGGACUAUAAGCCUUACGCGAGGCCAGCUUCGUACAUUCGCGUGAGGGACGAUGAGUAG
Molecule: messenger RNA, 834 nt
Organism: Striga hermonthica
Lineage: Eukaryota; Viridiplantae; Streptophyta; Magnoliopsida; Lamiales; Orobanchaceae
Source: the annotation of a GenBank genome assembly